Molecule: messenger RNA, 2008 nt
Organism: Myotis myotis
Lineage: Eukaryota; Metazoa; Chordata; Mammalia; Chiroptera; Vespertilionidae
Gene: CANT1
Product: calcium activated nucleotidase 1
Exons: 4
Coding region: 171-1334 (387 amino acids)
Biological process (GO): proteoglycan biosynthetic process
Molecular function (GO): UDP phosphatase activity; calcium ion binding; GDP phosphatase activity
Source: RefSeq, a predicted model, not a curated record
UCGGAGGCGGGGCGAGCGCGCCGGGCGGAAGUCGGCCCUCCGCUCGGUCCUGGUCUCCGCGCUGCGAGGUCCCCGUCCGCGGGCCCAGAGCCAGUCUGCACCGGGUCCCGCCAGCCCUUCGCGCGCGCGGCCGCCCGCCAGCCCUGCCGCCCCCGGCAUGGAAUGAGUCUAUGCACUCCGCCUGGAUAAGUGUGGGGCGCCUCCCCGCGCUGGCGUCCAUGAGCAAGGCCACGGACCCCCGCUUCCGCGUCCGCUGGAAAGUGAUCCUGCCGUCGGUCGUGGGCGUCGCCGUGCUCUGGCUGCUCUGCUCCCACCGCCCGGCGCCGGCCAGGCCCCCCGCGCCCAGCGCCCACAACUGGCGGCUCAGCCAGGCGGCUGCCGACCGAUACAAUGACACCUACCCGCUGUCGGCCCCCCAGAGGACGCCGGGCGGGACCCGCUACCGCAUCGCAGUCAUCGCCGACCUGGACACGGACUCCAAGGCCCGGGAGGAGAACACCUGGUUCAGCUACCUGCAGAAGGGCUACCUGACCCUGUCCCACAGCGGGGACCAGGUGGCCGUGGAGUGGGACCCGGGCCACAAGGUCCUGGAGUCCCACCUGGCGGAAAAGGGGCGGGGCAUGGAGCUGUCCGACCUGGUCGUCUUCAACGGGAAGCUCUACUCUGUGGACGACCGCACGGGGGUGGUCUACCGGAUCGAGGGCAACACGCCCGUGCCCUGGGUCAUCCUGUCCGACGGUGACGGCACCGUGGGGAAAGGCUUCAAGGCGGAGUGGCUGGCGGUGAAGGACGAGCAUCUGUACGUGGGCGGCCUGGGCAAGGAGUGGACCACCACCACGGGCGAGGUGGUCAACGAGAACCCCGAGUGGGUGAAGGUGGUGGGCUUCCGGGGCAGCGUGGACCACGAGAACUGGGUGGCCAGCUACCACGCCCUCCGGGCCGCCGCCGGCAUCCACCCGCCAGGCUACCUCAUCCACGAGUCCGCCUGCUGGAGCGACGCGCUGCAGCGCUGGUUCUUCCUGCCGCGCCGGGCCAGCCGCGAGCGCUACAGCGAGCGGGACGACGAGCGCAAGGGCACCAACCUGCUGCUCAGCGCCAGCGCGGACUUCGGGGCCGUCUCCGUGCGCCGCGUCGGGGAGGUGGUGCCCACGCACGGCUUCUCCUCCUUCAAGUUCGUGCCCAACACCGAUGACCAGGUCAUCGUGGCCCUCAAGUCCGAGGAGGACGGCGGCAAGGUCGCCACCUACAUCAUGGCCUUCACGCUGGACGGGCGCUUCCUGCUGCCCGAGACCAAGGUCGGGAACGUCAAGUACGAGGGGAUAGAGUUUAUUUAAAUCUUAGAGGUUCAGGCGUCAGGCGGCCCGAGGGCGGACGGCUUUAAGCGGCAUCAGGGCCCCACUUCUAUAAAAAGCCGGGGCCUGCCCUUCUGUGGUGUUUGUUCUGCUCUUUUUCUUCCCGGGACUCCGGGCUGGGUCUGGGGUUUAGAGGUUCAGGCCCCUGGAGCAGCUGAGGGACCUCUCAGAGCCGGAAGGGCCACCCCCAGGGCAGGCUCCGGGCGGCCGGGCCCUGGGCCUGUGUGCUGCCCUCUGGUGGUGGAAGCUGCAUGUGGCGGGCCUCGUUUCUCUUCUUUUGUUCAAUGAAUGUAUCUUGGCUCCUGCCAUCAAGUGCGGAGCCCGUAUGGGACAUAGCAGUGACCCGGGAUCUGAAGUGCCCCCGCCCACCAGGAAGUCAAGCCCCCUCCGUCCCGAACCUCGGGCGCGAAGGCCGUCCCGUCCCCCCUGCUUGGAGAGGACCUGUUGACACCGCGGACAGACGGACAGACGUGGCAGGGCUGUGAGCGGGGCAGCCCAGGCCACCAGCCCACCCGCGGUCCCCAGCCUCACAUGGACAAUCUGUUUCCUUGGCUGGGUCCAUGUCCUCCCUUCAGGAAAAUUCUGUGGCUCCGUAGCUCUUUGAAGCUUUAAUUAUUAACUUACUCUAAUUAAAGCCAUCUCCUUUCUUAUAAAAA